AGUAAAUCGAGAGAAGAAGAAGAAGAAGCAGAAGCCGUCACGCAGCUGUCUAUCACCUGGGUUCGAGCCUGACGCAGAAUGAAGCGGUAAAUUCGUAACCCGCGUGAAACCAUUGUUUGUGUCAGUGACAAAAGCCAUGACUGAAAGCACAGAAAACAUUGCUGUCCACACACCUGAGGAACAGGAGGACUCCAACAAGGUUACAGAAGAAACUCCUCUCACUGAAGUCUUUGAAAAAACUCUGGACAUUUCUCAGGAUGUGGGUUCGUCAGGAGGUGCAGCCUCAGUGGAGACGGACAGCAGAGAGAAACCGGAGCUGGAAGACACACAGCAGGACAGACAAAAGGACAGGCAGCAAGACGGACAGAAUGACAGACAGCAUGAUGGACAGAGGGACAGGCAGCAGGACGGACAGACUGUCUCUCCACCUGCAGCUGAACCCUCCUGCACCGAGUCAAAGGACUGGAGAUCUGGUUAUCGAUGCAGGGCCAUGUACUCAGGGGAUGGUCUGGUGUAUCCGGCUGUGAUUCUGUGGGUCAAAGGUCAGCGGUGCUGCGUUCGCUACGAUGACUACAACAACGAGGAGGAGCAGGACGUCAGCAGCCUGCUGAACAUCAACGAGCUCCACAGACCCAUCAGAGCCACUGCAGCCAAGACUUGUUCAGCCGGUGUUUCGUUUCACCUGCAGUGCGGCAGGAAGAUGAGUGUGAGCAGCAGGAGGGAGGAUAGACCGGGGGAUAGAGGAGCAGAGAGGAAGUCAGUGUGGAGAGAUGAGCAGCACAACUCCUGGGUCAAAGAGAGACCCAGCUAUCAGAACAAAGCAGAGAAAGAAGAGAAGAAGAAAGAUGGAGAGAAACCCACCAAUCCCAGCUUUCCUUUCUUCCCUCCUUUUCCUCCUUAUCAGUCAAACUCAGGGGACUCUUUGUCCUUCACCCCUCCUCCUCCUCCUCCUUCUGCCUGGGCAGUCGGAGGUAAAGAGACUGCAGGUGUUGACUCCGCCUCCAACAUGCUGAUGCUGUGGUACAUGUGUGGAUUUCACACCGGCAACUUCCUGGCUCAGCAGGCGUUCAAGUCCGGCUCCAAAGACUGAAAGCUUCAGAGCCGAAGAGAAAGCGAAAGAGAGAUGUGGGAUGAGCUGCAGCUUUAUGUUUCCUUACUUCAGUGUGCACUUUAACAUUUAGUGUUUGAUUUCUGUGAUCCUUUAAUUUGCUCUCAGUUCACGUGACGCAGAAUGCUUCAGUUGUUUGUUUGCAGUGCGUCUACGAACAGUUCUGCUUAGUUUGAGUUCAGAGAAGAUUUCUUCUGUUUAACGUUUGCUUAAAGUUUCAGAGUUUCUGGACUCUCUCCAGUUUGAAAUGAAAUUGAAGUGUUCAAAUUUAUUUUUAAUUAUUUAAUUAUCUUUUUAGUUUGUUGUUAAAGAAAACUCAUGGAUCUCUUCAGUAUCUUUGUGUUGUCAAUAAAUGAAGGUGGAAACUUAAA
Molecule: messenger RNA, 1479 nt
Organism: Notolabrus celidotus (New Zealand spotty)
Lineage: Eukaryota; Metazoa; Chordata; Actinopteri; Labriformes; Labridae
Product: survival of motor neuron protein-like
Exons: 9
Coding region: 137-1090 (317 amino acids)
Biological process (GO): mRNA processing
Cellular component (GO): nucleus; cytoplasm
Molecular function (GO): RNA binding
Source: RefSeq, a predicted model, not a curated record